AGACAUACUGUCCGAAGCGGUCAAGGAGAAGGUCACGCGCAUGACUUUGGCCACGUUCAGGAAUUUGAUUGAAAAGCCGACCGACGCUGAGAUUAUACGCGAUAACGCUAUUACAAUGGUUCAGUGCAAGGUGUUAAAACAAUUAGAAAUAUUACAACAAUCGGGUCAGAAGUUUGACGACGUGGACAUCAAAGAGGACAUCGACUUCCUGACUGAGAAACUCCUGGCGUCCGUACAGGACUUGUCCUCGUUUGACGAGUACGCCACGGAAGUGAAGUCCGGGCGCCUCGAGUGGUCGCCCGUCCACUCGAGCGACAAGUUUUGGCGAGAAAACGCCAGUCGUCUCAAUGAGAAGAACUACGAGUUGUUGAAAAUACUGGUGCGACUCCUGGAGACCAGUAAGGAUCCACUGGUGCUGUCCGUGGCCUCCCAUGACUUGGGAGAGUACGUCCGACACUACGGCAGAGGCAAAGUGUAG
Oppiella nova is the source of this 478-nucleotide messenger RNA. The record is from the annotation of a GenBank genome assembly. NCBI's taxonomy places the organism in Eukaryota, Metazoa, Arthropoda, Arachnida, Sarcoptiformes, Oppiidae.